AUGCCAAAAGUGGAAGACCUUAUGGGAAGAAGCGUGAGCAUAAACAGUGGCCCCAAUGAAAUUGAAACCUCAAAGAAGAAAAACCAGUUGGUGAGACUGAUGUUGAAGUUUGCCAUUUCGGUCAUGAUGCAGGGUGAGCCAAACAUAGACCUCCUUUUGACCGACAGUGAUAGCUAUAAUGGAAUAUCAAGCGAAAAAAGAAAGAGAAGAGGUCACUUCAUAGACUGUUUUUUCAAUGAAACUUUGUUCUCCAGUUCGCAACCUCAGACAAAUGAUACUGAAAUGUCAACAUUGCAGGUCAAGAGUAAUGAGAAUAAAAGCUCCACACGCAAAAAAAAGCAAACACUUUCUCUACGACAGAUUGCGAUAAAUUUUCAUCUACUUUCGAAGAGACUGCAUGUUAUAACAAGCUUUAUGCAGAAUGCAGCGGGCGUAGUGAACUGGGAAAGAAAUGAUAAAACUUUGGCAAUUCUUUUACUAUACACAUGGGCUUGCAUUCAUCCUCAUUUCUUCCUAAUAUACCCAAUAAUACUGCUCAUUUAUUACAUUUCUGGGAAAUACUUGACCAAACACCCUGUGGUGGAAAAGCCCAGCAUGUAUGUAAUGAAUGAAGAAUAUUCCAACCACUGGGACAAUGGAUUAGGGCCUCGUUUGAAAAACACUAGGGCCAAUUCGGUUCAUGGAAUAUUUGGAUUUUUAUGGGAAGUAGACGACAAAAAAAAUAAGGAUAGUGAACUUAGACAGUCGUAUGGUACACAAGUAUUAGGUAAUGGACGGCCUUUUUCAGCAACAAUGUCAGGUGAUGAAGAUGAACUAGAUUUUCAAACAGUUGACGAUAUGCUAACCUUUAUUGAGGAGGCAGUUGCUAAUGAAAAUAAUGAACCACAUUUAUUAUUACGUAGACAACUGAAGAAAAAGUCUCUGGUAGAUGAUGCGACAAAGGUAAAUGUUGAAAUUGAACCAAAAGGUGGACAGAUUUUUUACCGAAAUUUUAUUAUGAAAACGUUAUUUGACAUUCAAAUACAGACCACGCAAAUAUUAGAUCAUUUUGACAAUAUUCAAUUGGCAGUUGCUGAGAACUGUGAAUUUAUUGAUGAGAAAGAAUCCACGCUUCUCCUCUUCAAGUUGUUUUUGAUCGUGAGUAUAGGAUGUAUUUUAGGUUCUUAUAUUCCUUGGAAAACUAUAUUUAUAGCUUCUGUAUGGGUGGGAAUCUGUAUGAACCACCCAAAAAGGAAGGUGUUAAUUGACAAGAUAAUGGGACCAACAACAGAAUUUGACAAUAUUAAUCAAAACGGAGAAAAGGGCUCCGACCAUGAUACCAACGAAGCCCAGGUGGGUUUAUUCUCGGUUGAUAACGUGGUAAUCAAUGAGCCUGUAUUUGCCAGAGAAGUUCAAAUUUUCGAGUUACAACAGCAAGAUAUUAUGAAUCCAAAUGACUACGUGCCGUUGGGAUUUACAACAUGUGUGUUUUGUAUCAGUGAAGAUAUACGUUUACAACGAAGGAAACCAGCUUGUGCCAACGAUAUCGGUGAUGUGAUUCCCCCUUUGAAGCAUGAAAAAGAUGAGGCUUACUCUGGCAAUCAAAUAAACAAGGAAAACCGAGGCAAUGAUAAAUUUCGCUAUGAUAACCGGAAAAAAAAGAGUGUUUUAUACUGGGACUACAUCAGCGGAGAAACUUGGCGGUUAUCGGAUACCAAAUGGGUCAACAAUGUGAGAAGUUCACAAGAAUUGUACGUUAGGCCUUGUGAGGACGAGGGGUGGGUUUACGAUAUCACUGGAGAGUUUCGAAGAAGACGUUGGGUACGUCGCAUAUUCCAGCAUGUGUAA
This is a messenger RNA of Pichia membranifaciens NRRL Y-2026, 1827 nucleotides long. RefSeq lists its product as hypothetical. Gene Ontology annotation, biological process: peroxisome organization. NCBI's taxonomy places the organism in Eukaryota, Fungi, Ascomycota, Pichiomycetes, Pichiales, Pichiaceae. Gene Ontology annotation, cellular component: peroxisomal membrane. Bases 1 to 1827 code for a protein of 608 amino acids. The transcript has a single exon. The record is from RefSeq and is a predicted model, not a curated record.